This is a messenger RNA of Uncinocarpus reesii 1704, 2556 nucleotides long. RefSeq lists its product as uncharacterized. The transcript has 2 exons. NCBI's taxonomy places the organism in Eukaryota, Fungi, Ascomycota, Eurotiomycetes, Onygenales, Onygenaceae. The coding region runs from base 1 to 2556 and encodes 851 amino acids. The record is from RefSeq and is a predicted model, not a curated record. Gene Ontology annotation, biological process: protein processing. Gene Ontology annotation, molecular function: serine-type endopeptidase activity. Gene Ontology annotation, cellular component: trans-Golgi network; Golgi membrane.
AUGAGGUUAUUAAGUGUUGUCGGGUUCUCGUCGAUCCUGUUCUCGCUAUCCGCUGCCAGUUUAUACCCUCGCGACCACGAUGCGCGCGAUUAUAUAGCUGUACACCUUCGUUCUUCGUUAUCCCCCGACCGCGCAGCGCAGAUACUAGGUGCGAGGCAUGAAGGACAAAUAGGAGAGUUAGAGGACCAUCACACGUUCUCCUUCUCAAAGGGACGAGGAGAUGAGAUAGACAAAUUAUUGGAAGACUUGCAAGCAAGGCGGAAGAGAAAACGGCAUCUUGAUAAGAGGGAAGAUGAAGAAGAGUUGAACGGCAUUCUCUACUCUGAGAAGCUGAUACCUAAACAACGACUACACAAACGCAUACCCCCGCCUCCCGCGUCCUGGGCCAAGUCCCGAUCGAAACGGAGUACGCAGUCUCGAGCCAAAGAAGCCGCUGUUGCAAGACAACAGGAAAUUGCCGGAGAGCUGGUCAUCAAAGAUCCCAUUUUCGUUAACCAGUGGCACCUUUUCAACACCGUACAACCUGGCCAUGACUUGAACGUGACUGGGCUCUGGCUUGAAGGAAUCACCGGCAAUGGAACUAUCACAGCAAUCGUAGACGAUGGCUUGGAUAUGUAUAGCAAUGAUCUCAAAGACAACUACUUUGCCGAAGGCUCUUACGACUUCAACGACAAAGGCAAAGAGCCAAAGCCACGUCUAUCCGAUGACAAGCAUGGGACCCGUUGCGCUGGGGAAGUGGCCGCUGUCAAAAACAACGUCUGCGGUGUUGGCGUGGCGUACAACGGAAAGGUUGCUGGGAUUCGAAUUCUGUCGAAACCUGUGACCGAUGAGGAUGAAGCUGCGGCCAUCAACUACGGAUUCCAGCAAAACCAAAUCUACUCGUGCUCCUGGGGACCUGUGGACAGUGGUGCAACCAUGGAUGCUCCAGGUCUUCUCAUACGUCGCGCGAUGGUCAACGGAAUUCAAAAAGGGCGAGACGGGAAAGGGUCACUGUUUGUCUUUGCUGCCGGGAAUGGGGCUGGAAACGGAGACAACUGCAACUUCGACGGCUACACCAACAGCAUCUACAGUAUCACCGUUGGCGCGAUUGACCGGGAAGACCAGCAUCCGUACUACUCCGAGUCCUGUUCCGCCCAGCUCGUCGUGACCUACAGCAGCGGUGGCAACGAUGCUAUCUCUACGACCGACAUUGGCCCGGAUUCAUGCUCCAACAAACACGGUGGUACCUCAGCGGCCGGACCUCUUGUCGUCGGAGUUGUUGCCCUCGCCCUGGGCGUACGACCCGAACUUACCUGGAGAGAUAUGCAGUAUCUGAUCGUCGAGACUGCCAUUCCCGUCAAUACGGAUCAAGAAGGAUGGCAGACAACCGCCAUUGGGAAAAAGUUCAGCCAUGAUUUCGGAUAUGGGAAAGUUGAUGCAUAUUCGAUGGUCCAACUGGCAAAGACGUGGAAACUGGUCAAGCCUCAAGCCUGGCUCCAUUCACCUUGGCUCAAGGUCCACAAGGACAUUCCUCAAGGGCUCAAGGGACUGGCAAGCUCGUUUGAGAUCACUGAAGAGAUGUUGAAGAAGAAUAACUUGGAGCGCAUCGAACAUGUGACCGUGACGAUGAAUGUCAACCAUACACGACGUGGUGACUUGAGCGUGGAGCUCAGGAGUCCGACCGGUGUUGUCAGCCACCUCAGUGUAGCGAGAGACGGGGAUACGGUGAAUGCAGGCUACGUGGAUUGGACAUUUAUGUCUGUUGCGCACUGGGGAGAAACCGGCAAAGGAAAGUGGACUGUCAUUGUCAAGGACAUUACCAUCAACGACUUUUCUGGACGCUUCCUUGACUGGCAACUCUCGCUCUGGGGCGAAUCCAUUGACGGCAAGAUCCAGAAGCUCCAUCCACUACCGGGGCCCCACGACCACGACCACGACACCAGCGAGCCCGCUCCAGAGGUCAUGACCACCACCGUCGCUUCAACUGGCCCAAGCAAACCCUCGGCAACGGGGAAACCCACCAAUCACCUCGACCGUCCCGUCAACGCCAAACCGUCCGCCUCGCCAACCAGCACCGCCGUGCCCAGCGGAUCCGCAGCGGCGGCCGCAACACCAAGCACCUCAGGACUCACAGACAGUUUCCUGCCCUCGCCCUUCCCCACCUUUGGCGUGUCCAAACGCACACAAAUCUGGAUCUACGGCUCUAUUGCUCUAAUUUUCAUCUUCUGCGUCACGUUGGGCGUUUACUUUUUGGUGCAGCGACACAAGCGCCUCCGCAACAAUCCGCGCGACGACUACGAGUUUGAGAUGGUGGCUGAGGAUGAGGAAGGGUAUCCGUUGAACGGAGCGGGCGUGGCGGGCGCGGGUGCGAAGAAGCAGUCGCAGCGGCGGCGCCGGGGAGGGGAGUUGUACGAUGCGUUUGCUGGGGAGAGCGAUGAGGAGAUCUUUAGCGGCAGUGAGGAUGGGGAGAAGCCCUACUAUGACGACGAGGAGGAUGGCGAUGACGAAAGGGAGGACGAUGGGCCCAAGUGGAGCGAGAAGUCGAGGGGAAGUGGAGAGCUCGGGUCUGGUUCCUGA